Molecule: messenger RNA, 588 nt
Organism: Grosmannia clavigera kw1407
Lineage: Eukaryota; Fungi; Ascomycota; Sordariomycetes; Ophiostomatales; Ophiostomataceae
Product: Rho-like protein
Exons: 3
Coding region: 1-588 (195 amino acids)
Biological process (GO): small GTPase-mediated signal transduction
Molecular function (GO): GTP binding; GTPase activity
Source: RefSeq, a predicted model, not a curated record
AUGGCCGACCUCCAGACAGUUUCCAUCCUUUUGCUCGGAGACGAUGGCGUCGGCAAGUCGACCUUCUUAUCCCGACUGAGCUUGCUCCGACGUGAGAGCGGCCUGGCUAGCGACAAGUCCGCGCCACCGCUUCUCCGGGAUGGCGACCAGCCGUUUGUGCUCGACCUGCGAACGUGCCUUGUCACCCUCCGCCUUGAGUUCUCCGACACGGCCAGCCCCGAGAACUGGCGCUGUCUGCGUCCCGACAUGAUCAUCAUGUGCUUUGACAUCAGCAGCCGGCCAAGCCUUGCGAGCCUUGCGAGCCUGUGGAUCAAGGAGAUUCGCACCGUCUUUGCGCACAGCGACUCGCUGCCCAUCCUGGUGCUGGGCCUCAAGCGCGACCUGAGGCGCGAGGACGACCCGGCCGGCGUGGUCUACCCACAGGAGGCCUACGCCAUCGCCCAGCAGAUGCGCGCAGACAUGUACCUCGAGUGUUCAGCCGCCACCGGCACCCUCAUGGCCGAGGUGCUGGAGGACGUCUGUCGCCGGGCCGCCGGCACGACCACGCCCGAGGGCGGCCAGAGCGAGGGCACCUGUCGGGUGAUGUAG